UACACAUUUUCAUCUCUGAAUUAGAUUAGACCUCAAUGGACUCCAUGGAUGAAGUAGAGCCAGAACCACCUCCACCGCCGCCCACGCAGUCGCUACCAUUAAUAUCAAACCUCAUUCUGUCCCUUGAACAAGCAACCCUGUUGGCCAAACAGCUCCCUUCCACCACCGACCCAACUCAACUCCUCCUCAUCCAUUCCUCCCUCCACCACGCCCACCACCACCUCUCCACCUUCCUCUCCACAACCCACUCCUCCGCCGCCGGAAACGACCCAAUGGACUUCGGCGGCGAUGAGGAGAAUUCCAAGGUCACAAUUGAGAAGGUGGAGGAGCAGAUGAGGGGCUGCUUCAUUAAGAACAAGAGGGGGAGGAAGAGGCAGCUUUCGCCGUCUGCGGCGCCGGUGGCGGAGGAGAGAAGGCUCGAUGGUGAUGGGCUUGAGGGGAGUAUGGUGGGUUAUGAUCCUCAUGAAACUAAGUCGAGGGCAUUGGAGCUUGUGCACCAGUUUCAUUUGUGAAGUAUGAAGCAGAGCAGAAACAGGGGAAAAACAGAGGUGUGUUGAUGAGUUCACAAGAAAUGAUUUGGGCGAUUUUGUUUGUGUUUGUACGAGUAGCUGCAUGGAAUACAAAUGCUCAACAUUGUGAACUUGAAUGAUUAUGUAGAUUAUAGGAUAAUUGCAGUAGCAUGUUGAAUAUGAAAAUUGUUCUGCAUUUUCAUUGAUGCUUUAA
This is a messenger RNA of Argentina anserina (silverweed cinquefoil), 723 nucleotides long. RefSeq lists its product as uncharacterized. Lineage: Eukaryota; Viridiplantae; Streptophyta; Magnoliopsida; Rosales; Rosaceae. The transcript has a single exon. Bases 36 to 512 code for a protein of 158 amino acids. The record is from RefSeq and is a predicted model, not a curated record.